Linnemannia hyalina is the source of this 3615-nucleotide messenger RNA. Lineage: Eukaryota; Fungi; Mortierellomycota; Mortierellomycetes; Mortierellales; Mortierellaceae. The record is from the annotation of a GenBank genome assembly.
AUGGGAAUCCGUGGCCUUCCCAAAGAGCUGCACGAGAGCGAGGGAAUACCUGGGGGGUCUUGUAAGGAUGCAGGAAAAUCAACACACGUGGAUUUCCUAUGCCGCUUCUUCCGCUUGCUACAGGCACGUGCAUUCCAAAUUCUCCAACAACGCAUCAAGGCCGGGUCUGACUCUGCCACAAUCACGCCUGCCCCAGAGCUGCAGUUAGAGACCGAGGUGCCCGCAAGAUCUCGAAAAAGGAAGAACAUCGCCGAGCAUAACUCAACCCCCAAUACCCCUUCCCUUGAUGUCACCAUUCCUUUUGAUCCCAAACAGACAUUGGAUGAGCUGAUCGAGGACAGUAUUGAUAGACUCGGCUACAAGAACCUUUUCCUCAACCCAGAAGGCCUGUCCCCUGUCGACAAGAAGAAUCUGCAGACCUUCCGAGCAGUAGGACACGUCCUGGAUGAUAUCCUGUCCAAGGAAUUCGACAAAGAGCUCACCAUCAUUCAUGUGGACGGUUCACCAUCAGAGCAGAAGCGAGGAGAACAUCGGCAGAGAAACGCGACCCUAAAGCGAGCACUGGACAAGCUACAGACGAAGGUCAGCGGUUCAACCCGGUCAACAAAGCAGCUCUUCAAGGCCUGCAAGAACAACUACCGCCUACCCGAGGGAGACGCCCCAGACCCCGACUCUGUCAUGAUCGUCACUUCUGAUAGUGAUCUAAUUGUCUACGAGGGGAUCCGCCACAUCAUGAUGCCCGUGGGCAAGACGAGGGAGUUGCAGUUGUUCGACAAGACCAAGCUCCUGGACCGUCUAGAUCUGCCGUCGGAACAGCACCUUCUCCUUGUCUGUAUCGUAACCUCCAACGAUUACGUGAAGAAUCUUCCGUACUUUGGGCUUCACAAGAACUGCGACAUCAUACGAGACUUUGAUCUGACAAGCCUAGGGCCGCUGGGAGGAUCUGGAGACAACGACCACAGAGCCGAGGCAUUGAUGCCGUUCAUUCAAAACUACCUGGACGAAGUUGAGCGUCAACUGGGGAAACGGAAGAAAAGAUCAAUACAGCAGACUUCUACUCGACACAAGCAACAGGAAAUCAUCCACAUUGGCCCGGAAUAUUAUCGCCAUGCAAUCACCGCAUUUUUCAAAAGGAUGGAGAGGCCUAUACAAGAACCGCUGGAGCAGGACGACGAGAGUCCUCACUCUCACGAUAUCAUUACCAUGAUACUACAGGAACUGUACUCUCGCAAAAGUCAACAACAGCAGCCUCAGCAACCCAGGAACGACACCCACACCUUCACACAGCACCUACCACCAGAGCGAGUCCCGAUCAAACUGUCUUCUACCAAGGACAUGGGCAUGGACACCGAUACGAACAUCGAAUCAGCACCCCCGUCAACAUCCACGCAAUAUGAUUCCAAGACGAUCUCCGAAUGCACCCGGAAGCGGAAAAGAUCCCUGAAACACAAGCAGCAGCGGAAGGAUCGAUUCAAGGCUAAGAAGUCAGAAGCCAAACACAAGCAGUGGAGAGAGUCACAGUUCAAAUCAAGGACCGAUAUUCAGAAGAGGUAUUCAGUCAGAACUGUCAACAUCCACGACGCCCCAAACGUCGAUGAGGCUGAGCUUUCCCAUAUGACUGUGCCUAAGCCUCGCUCCCAGAAACAGUCAUCUCCGUCUAUCAACAACCCGGUCUCCGACAACAACGCCAAAGAUACAUCCAAAACAACAAGCGGUUCUUCGUCCCAGCAGAAAUCCAGCGAAAACUCCCAACAAAAGAAGAAGAAGCGCAAACCUAGGAAGCGCAAACCUAGGAAGCCGAAGUCUGAAGUUGCACAACUUAAAUCCGGAUUCUCAAGCACCUUUGCAAUUUCAACACAGACGAUCGGUAGUGUUCUGGGGUGCCUACGGCGAUCACUAUUGCCGGCACGAGAGACUGGGCGACUUGCUAAACUCAGCGACGAGGAUAUCAAGGAUAUGGCGGUCAGGAUCGACUCGGCAGUGGCGACGAUGGCAGAGGCCAGGAUGUUUGUUUUUCGGGCAGUAGAGAUUAUGAUCCUUGAUCAGCUGUUGGGAGGAGAGGACAUUUCGGGAGCACUGGAUGCUGUCGCUGGCGAGGAGGAUGCAGGAGAGCCUUUUGACGUGGUCGAGUUACUGUUGGAGAAGGCCGCCGGGACCGCUAUUAUCAAGCAUAUGUUCUCCUUCAUCCUCAACGGAGAGAUCGAGCGCGGUCGCCCUAAAACAGUCAAGGAAAAGUCCAAGGCGGCGAAGAACAUCUCGAAGGCUGCUUAUGAUCGUCUCCGUCAGAUCCUACCAGGAUUUCGGCCUGUCAACAAGGACUCCAUCUGCGUUGGACGGUUGAUUGUUGAUGCAGCGGCGGAAUUCUCUGUUCAGCUGAGAAAACAUUUUCGGGAUUUGCCAUUCACCAUUGGAGCCAGGAUGUUAAAGUGUGGUUGGAGCAAGACCGACCUGCCAGCUGGAUCAUUUAAGGAGCAGCCGGGAUCCCAGACUGUUGGAGCAAUCCAACAAACUACAGCGGAGGAGAGGGAUGACGAUGACGACGAGAAGGACGAGGAUGACGACGAAGAGGACGUAGAGGACGAGGAUGAGGAAGAGGGCGACAACGAUACCAGCAUGCGAUUUGCCGGUGGAUACAUCCGUCACUGGUGGAAAGAGGCCGAACGUCUGCCGCCGGCUAUGCGACCUCUCUUCUGCCUUCGACAUAACUUCACCGAUCCGUUCAUCACAUUUGAGGAGCGGGCUCUGCCGCCAAUCCUGUGGUCCACGAGCAAGAAGAAUCCGAACCCGUGCGCUGCUGCUGCUUCCAAGAUCAUGGCCGCCAAAGAAGCAUCCGCACUCGUCGAAUUGACGCACGGGGAGUUGAUCAGGAUCUUAUUCUAUGGAGAACCAGAUGAGAUCAGGAAGUCACAUUCCGUGUGGCAGACAUCAUACGGGAGACGCUCGACAACUAUGGAAGCUCUUGCCAACAAUCAUCCGGCCAUCUUUGAUCCUAAUAUCCUUCACUCAUACUUGGACAACAAGUUCCGCUUCAUCAACUACGCCAGUGACUGUCGAGAGAAAGGGAUUGCAUGCGACAAGAGUCCCCCUCCCUUGCCGACAAGUCUCCUCUCACAGGAUCCGACCCUAUGCCCGCAACGAUUCGCGCUCAACAACAUCUUUUCGACAAAUGGCAAGGAACUCCAUGUCACCUGCUUUGAUACCACCAAGCCCUACAGGAGCAAGUUCGCCUUUAACCCUAUCUAUCGGAUCGAAAACAGAUUCCCAACACUACAAUCAAUUCUGGACGAGUUUGGCGUGUCGUCUAUCGAGGAGAUUGAUGUCUGGGGUAUUGACCCCGGUGAGGUCAACACGGCAGCAUUUUGUAGGAUCUUGCGGACCUAUCUCACUUCAAUUGACACCAAUGUGGCGACAGAUGAUGACGCUGAACCGCAACAUCGACGCAACGACCAAGCAUCCACCAACAGCAUCCUCCCUCCUGGUCUGGAAGCCAAGAAUCUGGUCGUGAGCAGAAAAUCGCUUUACCAGCCUGUGUUUGCCCAUCGACAUAAAAUGCAGGAUCUGUCGACAACGAGGAUCACCGUCAGUCCAGGUCAGACGAUUGAGGGCAAGUUAUGA